Molecule: messenger RNA, 863 nt
Organism: Glossina fuscipes
Lineage: Eukaryota; Metazoa; Arthropoda; Insecta; Diptera; Glossinidae
Exons: 2
Coding region: 52-609 (185 amino acids)
Source: RefSeq, a predicted model, not a curated record
AAAAAUAUAAUCGGUUAUCAGUUGCAGACCGUGCCGCCACCUGUAGCAAGUAUGCCAGCCUAUACAAAAUCUACCAUGUCAACGCGAGCGGGUAAUAUAAUGUCGACGGGUAACGUUCCCUCUAGCACUUUCCCGAACACUUCCACCGGUCGCAGUCCGCAUUCUAAUAGAACAGGUAGCCUCACUCAAAAGCGACCGUCGAAAUCUUUAAAAAGGCCGUCGCAAGAAUCAUUGCCUAUGUUUUAUGCGACGCCGCCACGUCGGGCUUCAACUCCAAUUACAAAGGCAGCAAAAAUGAUAGCAACAGCAACAAUUGGGAAGACACCUACCACGACAACAAUAACUGGUGGCGUUAGAAAGUUUCCCAGCUCGUCUAAUACAGGAAUUACCCUUACUAGCAGUAUUCUACCAAUGCCAUCCUCAGAAACCGUUAACAUUAUUGCGAAGGCAACCGUAUCACGGAUAACACGUAAAUCUACCGCAACAUCUAAAAUUACUGUGUUAUCGAAAACUCGCAAUAGUGAUGAGUCAGAGUUCAUAUCACUCGGUGACAAUCAUCGAACGCUUGUGAAACAUGAAGAAAAUGUCGAGGAUUUAGCUGAUUUAUAAACCUUCUCAAUGGCCUGGUCUUCAUAUUCUUUUCUGUCGUUUUACUUGCAAUCUUUGUAUUUUUAGUUUUUAUCCAUUUGAAAUCUUUCACCAUUUUAAUUUUUUUUUUAUUUUAAAAAAAGAAAGUAUAUUCAUUUCUUUUAUUGUACAUACUUAUGUAUAGACGCAGAACCGUAUGAUGUAUACAAAUAUACACAUAUAAUAUUAAUUGAACUUUUGUUAAAUAAAAAAAAUGGAAUUUGAAUUUAAAAACA